This is a messenger RNA of Corylus avellana, 1410 nucleotides long. RefSeq lists its product as uncharacterized. Lineage: Eukaryota; Viridiplantae; Streptophyta; Magnoliopsida; Fagales; Betulaceae. The record is from RefSeq and is a predicted model, not a curated record.
AUGCAAUUGAUGUUGUAUGCCAUACCCGACGAAAUUGCGUGCAAAGCUUUCCCAACUACAAUCUCCGGAAACGCUAGAGAGUGGUUCCGAAGCCUGGCAACCAUUUCUAUGGGUACCUUCGAAGAUUUGGCUCGAAUAUUCCUCACUCACUUCCUGGGUUCCAGAGAAAGAAAAAAGCCUUUUGGGUAUCUCCUGACACUCCACCAUCGAGAGGGGGAGAGUUUCACAAAGUUUAUGAUUCGGUUCAACACCAAUAAAUUGAAGGGAGAGGAUCCCACCGAUGGUGUAAUCUUCUCCGCCAUCUACAAUGGUAUCUCAACCAAGGAGCCAGUAGCAAGGAAAAUUGCGAGAAGACAACUGAACAACCUCCAAGAGCUGUUAGAUAAGGUGGAGGAAUUUAUUAACGAGGAAGAAACCUUAAGAGCAACGAGGUCAGCUCGGAAGACUCCCAAGAAAUUGGAAGAGAAGAAGAUGAGGGAUCAUUCGGGGCUCGACACUCCGAAACCCUUCAAGAAGAAGUUCAACAAUUACAAUUUCACCCUGCUCAACGCCAACAUUUCCGAGGUCUUGAUGGAAAUCAAAAAAGAUUCAAGAUAUCGAAGACCUCCCAGGGCUCCACAAAAUCAAAACUCAGAUCACUAUUAUGAGUUCCACGAGGUCAAUGGGCAUUACACAAAAGGCUGCAUUGCUUUGCGGCAUCUCACUGAAAAUUUUAUCAAAAAUGGUAAACUCGUUCGAUUCUUGGGAGAGCAAAGAAGAGUAGCCCCUUCUCGACAAAACUACAUCCGAGAAGUAAAUUACCACCCCUCCCGAGAUCAAUGGCGGCUAGAGCAUUAUCGAAGCAGAAGUUUCGACUGCAGAAAUCAAAAUGGGUAUCCUUGGGAGGAGAGAGCAAGACAGGAAGAGCCUAGAAGAAGGCCUGCCUGCCUGACCCAUGCCCUGGUUGUCACCCUAACAGUGGCAAACCAUAAUGUCCAUCGCAUCUUGGUGGAUAAUGGGAGCUCGGCAAACAUCUUAUAUUGGUCUGCAUUUAGGAAGCUGAAUCUGGGGCAGGAGAAAAUUAUCCCAACCAGCUGUCCCUUAAUGGGAUUCACAGGGGAACAAGUGCAACUAGUCAGAUCAAUUGAACUACUGAUCACGGCUGGAUCAUACCCAAGGCAGGUGAAGGUCAUGAUAUAUUUUCUAUUGGUCAACCAACCAUCAGCAUAUAAUGGUAUCAUCGAGAGAAUGGCUCUCAAUGAACUAAGGGCCAUCACAUCAACUCUACAUCUCAAGAUGAAGUUCUCGACGGAUCAUAGAGUUAGAGAAGUAAGGGGCGAUCAGCGAGCUGCCCGACAAUGUUACAACAUCUCUAUGAAAGAGUGUCCUAAGACCUUGGCCCAUGGGAGCAAAUGUAAGAAGGAUAGAUAG